AAACUUCCCAAAUUGAUAAUUUGAUAUAUCCCGCCUUAUGUAAAUAAGGGGAAAAAUACUCGCUCCAUUUUCAGCUCAAACUUCUCCGAUCAAACCCUCACCGGCGGUUCGCCGGAAAAUGUCUACGUGGCAAGUCUUCUCUGACGCCGGAAACAAUUUCAAGUGGCAACGUUCUCACUCUAAACUCUCAACUGAACCACAAAAACCUCCAAUUGAAAAACCUAACCCUAAUCACCAUCUUCCUUCUAUUGCCGAUCUUUUACUUCAAGCAGGAUAUGCAAACCUAUGUGAGAAACCAGGUGUUGAAGUUGAGACUUCUCCGACGUUCAGAACUGGAUCGGGGAAACCGGUUGUUGUGAAGCAGUCUUCCUUGGUGAAAGCGUCGUGUAUUCUUGGAGAUCAAGACACUGGAGCUAAUGCAGAUACAGAGUAUUUGAAAGUAGAGGAUAAUUCAAAUGGAGUUAGCACGCCUUUCACAUUUCGGACCGGAUCAGGGAAACAUGUUGAUGUUAAGCAGUCAUCCAUGGCAAAAGCACUAUCUAUGUUUGGAGGUCAAGAUGAUGACAACGAUGCCUUUGUAGAUACAGGAUGCUUUAAGGUAGGUGAAGAUAAGAAUGAUAAGGUCGAGACUCCUUUGACAUUUCAAACUGGAUUGGGGAAAUCGGUUGCAGCAAGAAAGUCUUCCUUUGAAAAGGCAUUCGCUAUUCUUGGAGACCUAGACGAAGAGACUUUUUCAGAUUGCACAGUCGGUCCAGAUAAUGGAAUCGGAUGCAUGUUCAAAACAGGGUCAGGGAAAGCCGUAAACAUAUGUUCUGCAGGUCUCGUUAAAGCCAGAACACUGUUAGGAUUGGAAGAAAAUUCUCUUCUUGAUAACACUUCCAAAGGCCUCGAACAAUCAACAAGUGCAACUGCUGGAACGAAUUUAGGGUUUCCAGAAGCUAGAAGACCAUCACCAGCUAUUAAGUUUCAAACAGCUGGCGGAAGAUCUAUAAAAGUUUCCGGUCAUGCAUUGAAACAAGCGAGGAGCCUGUUAGGAGAUCCUGAUUUGGGGAAUUUCUUUAAGGAAGGGAACGCUAUAUUUUCAUCGGAUAUGAACAAAGAAAAUAAUGUGAAUACAUCUUUUAGUGAUUAUAUACCAAAAGGAAAAUCUAAAGCAAAGCAAAUGUCUAAUAACUUUAUAUCACCGUUAAGAUCAGUUUCAUUUGAUAAUAAGACUACAGUAAGAUCAGAAGAUAUAGGUCUGAAAAAUAAUUUGAUCAGAGAAUUUGAUGCAGUGGGACGUGAUAUCAAGCAGUAUAAUGAUAAUACUUUAGGUGGGCCAAAGUCUUUGAAUAGGCCAUUGGUAGAUAUUUCAAAUACUUUGGGUGCUGAAAAUCAACAAGUCACAGGAGAAAAGAGGAAGCUAUCAAGUCGGAAGUAUCCUUCUCCAUUCAAGAAGCCACGAAAUUCCAAAUUUAUCCCUCCGUUAAACAAAAAUUCAGCACUAGUUUCUACCGGUACGAUGCCCAAAAUCUCUGAAGGAUCAUGCUGCAAAACAAGGGUUUCCACUCGAUACCCUUUCCAGUUUACUCGCAAGUACAUCAAGGAGUAUCUUGGAGAGCCUCCUUUUCUUCAUAAUGGGUUUGAGAACGUCCCUGAAUGGUUAAGAAAGAUAAACUCAGAGAACGCGGACAAACACAUGUUCGAGGAUGAAUCUGGUCUAAAAUGCAUUGGUUUGGAUUCUUUCUUUCACAUGUUGGCUCAGUCAAGAUGUUCAAUUCUUUCAAAAGAGUGGGUUGCAAAUCACUACAGAUGGAUAGUCUGGAAACUUGCAUGCUAUGAGAGAUGCUAUUCUGCCAAAUUUUAUGGGAAACUUUUGACUGCUUCUAAUGUGCUUGAGGAACUGAAAUACAGAUACGAGAGAGAAGUUAACAAUGCUCACCGAUCAGCUCUGAAGAGAAUUCUAGAAGGAGAUGCCCCCGCUUCUUCUCCUUUGGUACUUUGCAUUGCAUCUAUAAAGUUCAAGUGUAAUUCAGAACCAGAUAUAGAGCCAUCAAAUGCCACUGAAAGUUCAAGCAUAGAACUCACAGAUGGAUGGUACUCGAUAAAAGCCCUGUUGGAUGAAUUACUUUUAAAGCAACUCUUUUCCGGAAAAUUGUUUGUGGGACAAAAACUUAGGAUAUGUGGAGCUAGUUUAUCUGGUUGGAAUGCACCUGUUUCACCCCUUGAGGCAUCGAGGAUGAUUAGCUUAUGCUUGCACAUCAAUGGGACAUAUAGAGCUAAUUGGGCUGACCGUUUGGGAUUCUGUAAAAGUGGGUGUGCUCCGUUAGCAUUUAAGUGCAUUAAAGGUUCUGGAGGGGUAGUUCCCAACACAUUAGUUGGAGUCACUCGGAUAUACCCUGUUCUAUACAGGGAGAGGUUAAGUGAUGGAGUUUUUGUGGUGAGAUCAGAGAGGAUGGAAAGCAAAAGGAUGCAAUUGUAUGACCAGAGACGUUCAAGCAUCAUGGAGGGGGUUAUGGCUGAGUUUCAGUCAGGGCUUAAAGGAUUCCAAAUUGACGACGAUGAAGGAGAGAAGAUUUCAAAGCUACUAGAACAAGCUGCUGAACCAGAAGUUAUUAUGGCUGACAUGAGUUUAGAGCAGCUCACGUCAUUUGCUACUUAUCAAGCAAAAAUUGAGGCGAGUAGACAGUCAGAGAUAGAUAAAUUAAUUGAAAAGGCAUUGGAGGAAGCUGGACUAAGUAGGAGGGAAGUCAACACUCUCAUGAGGGUGAGAGUAGUUGGGUUGACUAGUCAAAGCUAUAUUCCGAAGAGCCGCCCACAGCAGGGAUUGAUAACAAUAUGGAACCCGACUGAGAAACAGCAAUCAGAGUUGGUUGAAGGGCAAGCAUAUGCUGUUGCAGGCCUCACACCAAUUAACUCUGAUACAGGCACUAUUUAUUUGCGUGCUAGAGGCUCUACAACCCAAUGGCGCCCAUUAUCUCCCUUGGCAAUUCAACAUUUUCAGCCUUUUUAUACUCCUCGGAAAGCGGUAUCAUUAUUACGAAUGGGUGAAGUUCCACUCUCUAGUGAAUUUGAUGUUGCUGCGUUUGUUAUAUACGUGGGGGUGGUGCAUAAAUCUUCUCAGCAGAAAAGGCAAUGGGUUUUUGUGGCUGAUGGCAGUAUUAUUUCAUCACAACCACACGAGCUGUCAGACGCUUUGCUUGCCAUAAGCUUCUGUUCACCAUCUGUCGACUGUGAUUCCAUUGUACCAAUCAACUACAAUCUUGUAGGAUCAACGGUUGGGUUUUGUAAUCUCAUAAAGGGUGCCAAGGAUCAAACGAAUCAUAUAUGGGUGGCUGAAGCAACCGACAACUCGACAUACUUUCUAAGUUAUGACGGUGCCAAUUCCAAGCACUUGAAGGAUGCAGCUGCUUCUGCUGAUCAAUGGGCGAAAGCCUCAACCUUGACGAUUGAGAAGUUAAAGGAGAAAGUGUCAUCUAUUGUUGCCGGAAAGUAGACAAAGGGAGUACAUUUCAAAAUCCCACUUUGACUGGCUGAAGACAUCUUCAAACAAAAUGCAACAUCAACCUCAAAAUAUUAGUAGUGAUGUAGAUUAUUAUGAUGUAAAAUAUUUUUGUGUACAAAAUGAACAGUGGUACAAUAUUAUAAUUGUGAUAGCAGGGCGCACAAUAGUUUUUUAAUCAUUGCUGGGACGAAGAACAAAGUGGCAUUUUGUAAAGCAAUAUGGGGUUAAUUACACUAGUGGUCAUUUUGUAAAGUAAUAAGGUUUAAUCAUUUAUAAAAAAGAAUUCAUGGA
This is a messenger RNA of Helianthus annuus (common sunflower), 3775 nucleotides long. Its product is annotated as protein BREAST CANCER SUSCEPTIBILITY 2 homolog B. NCBI's taxonomy places the organism in Eukaryota, Viridiplantae, Streptophyta, Magnoliopsida, Asterales, Asteraceae. The coding region runs from base 119 to 3475 and encodes 1118 amino acids. Gene Ontology annotation, biological process: double-strand break repair via homologous recombination; regulation of DNA-templated transcription. The record is from RefSeq and is a predicted model, not a curated record. The transcript has 22 exons.